This is a messenger RNA of Aspergillus pseudotamarii, 1524 nucleotides long. Its product is annotated as sugar porter family MFS transporter. The transcript has 3 exons. NCBI's taxonomy places the organism in Eukaryota, Fungi, Ascomycota, Eurotiomycetes, Eurotiales, Aspergillaceae. Gene Ontology annotation, molecular function: carbohydrate:proton symporter activity. The record is from RefSeq and is a predicted model, not a curated record. Gene Ontology annotation, biological process: transmembrane transport; carbohydrate transport. The coding region runs from base 1 to 1524 and encodes 507 amino acids. Gene Ontology annotation, cellular component: plasma membrane.
AUGUGUAUCGUUAUCUCGAUGGGUGGGUUUCUCUUCGGUUAUGAUACUGGUCAGAUCUCGGGAUUUCUGGAGAUGCAGGAUUUCCUCCAGCGAUACGGUGAGCAAAAGGCAGACGGUACAUACUACUUCUCGAACGUUCGAUCGGGCCUGAUUGUUGCUCUGCUGUCAAUUGGCACCUUAAUGGGCGCAUUGGUGGCCGCGCCAAUUGCUGAUCGGGUUGGUCGCAAAUGGUGUGUUAGUGGCUGGUGUGUGAUUCUCUGCGCAGGAAUCACGGUCCAGAUCUCUGCCCCAACAGGCAAGUGGUAUCAAGUUGCAUUAGGUCGAUGGGUUGCUGGUCUUGGUGUGGGAGCUUUAUCCCUCCUGGUUCCUAUGUAUCAAGCUGAGACUGGCCCCAGGCAUAUUCGAGGAUCCCUCGUUAGUACAUACCAGCUGUUUAUCACUCUGGGCAUCUUCGUUGCCAAUUGUAUCAACUUCGGUACCGAGGCCAAAACCAGCACAGCCUCCUGGCGAAUUCCAAUGGGAGUGACGUAUAUCUGGGCUAUAAUUCUCGGGUUCGGGAUAGCACUGUUUCCAGAAAGUCCGCGUCACGAUUAUCGAAAGGGCAAGGUGGAUAGGGCUAUCUCGACGCUGGCAAAAAUGUAUGGCAUUCCUAAGAACCAUCAAGCACUGCAGAUUGAGUUUGAUGAGAUCAAGAAAAAAUAUGAAGAGGAGGUGGAACGCGGCCAAGUAUCAUGGAUCCAGCUAUUCAAGGCCCCACGAAUGGCGUACCGUGUUGCUGUCGGGGUCGCCCUGCAAGCAUUACAGCAGUUGACGGGUGCGAACUACUUCUUCUACUACGGCACGACCAUCUUCCAGGGCGCCGGAAUCGAAAACAGCUACGUGACGCAGAUGAUCCUUGGUGCAGUCAAUUUCGGUUCCACAUUUCUGGGACUAUAUCUCAUCGAGAAUUACGGCCGUCGUCGCUCAUUGAUCGCUGGCGCGCUCUGGAUGUUUUGCUGCUUCAUAGUCUUCGCUUCCGUGGGCCAUUUCUCCUUGAAUCGGGAUGACCCGCCGGCGACUAAGAGCGCGGGUGUGGUCAUGGUCGUGUUCGCCUGUCUGUUUAUUCUGGGAUUCGCGAGUACUUGGGGCCCCAUGGUGUGGACGAUUAUUGCUGAACUAUAUCCGUCGGAGUACCGGGCGCGUGCGAUGUCUCUGGCGACGGCAUCCAACUGGCUCUGGAACUUCCUUCUGGCCUUCUUCACGCCGUUCAUCACGAGCGCGAUCGACUUCCAGUUCGGGUACGUCUUUGCCGGUUGUCUCUUCCUGGCUGCCGCUCUCGUUUAUUUCGCUGUCAUGGAAGGAAAAGGUCGUACCCUUGAGGAGAUCGAUACGAUGUACGUGAUGAAGGUGAAGCCAUGGCAGAGCUCCAAAUUUGUCUUUCCAGAAACCGAGCCGAGCAUCAUGGAGAAACGGAGAGCCUCUCAUGCUUCGAACCCGAGUACUAACCCGACAACCAUCGGCAACGAGCAUGAAACUACGGUGUGA